AUGGCCGCUGGGUUGGUGCGGGCCGGGGUGUUGCUCUUCUUCCUCUGCUCGGGGCUGGCCUGCGGUCCCGGGCGGGGUUUCGGCAAGCGGCGCCACCCCAAGAAGCUGACCCCUUUGGCCUACAAGCAGUUCAUCCCCAACGUGGCCGAGAAGACCCUGGGCGCCAGCGGGCGCUACGAAGGCAAGAUCAGCCGGGCCUCGGAGCGCUUCAAGGAGCUCACCCCCAACUACAACCCGGACAUCAUCUUCAAGGAUGAGGAGAACACCGGCGCCGACCGACUCAUGACCCAGCGUUGCAAGGACAAGCUCAAUGCCUUGGCCAUCUCAGUCAUGAACCAGUGGCCUGGGCUCAAGCUCCGUGUCACUGAGGGAUGGGAUGAGGACGGGCACCACUCUGAAGAGUCCCUCCACUAUGAGGGCCGCGCGGUUGACAUCACCACUUCCGAUCGGGACCGGAGCAAGUAUGGGAUGCUGGCCCGCCUGGCUGUGGAAGCUGGUUUCGAUUGGGUCUACUAUGAGUCCAAGGCCCACAUCCACUGCUCCGUCAAAGCAGAAAACUCGGUGGCUGCCAAAUCAGGCGGCUGCUUCCCUGGCACUGCUUGGGUGAACUUGGAGCAAGGAGGCACCAAGCUGGUCAAAGACCUCCAUCCUGGCGACCGGGUGCUGGCGGCAGAUGUGCAGGGCCGCCUGUUCUACAGUGAAUUCCUCGCCUUCUUGGACCGGGAAGAGCCACCUGUUCACAAGCUCUUCUACGUGAUCGAGACCCGACAUCCCCGGACGCGCCUCUUGCUCACAGCUGCCCAUCUGCUCUUUGUGGCCUCUCCGCAGAACCAUUCCCAUCCGCAGCCCAUUUUUGCCAGCCGGGUGCAGCCAGGCCAACAUGUCUAUGUGCUGGGCCAAGGGGGUCAGACACUGUUACAGGCUGCUGUGCACCGGGUGUCCCUGCAGGAAGAGGCCUCGGGGGCUUAUGCCCCUCUUACCACUCAGGGCACCAUCCUCAUUAAUCAGGUGCUGGCUUCCUGUUAUGCCGUCAUUGAAGAGCAUAGCUGGGCCCACUGGGCAUUUGCCCCUUUCCGAGUUGCCCACACUCUCCUGGCCAUGCUGUACCCUGCUGGUCUCUCAUCUCCAAUUCUCUUUCCAGCUGCUGCACCAGAAGAUGCUCCAGGUGGAGUCCAUUGGUAUUCUCGCCUCCUUUAUCACCUUGGCCGCUGGCUAUUGGAUUCUGAGAUGAUGCACCCCCUGGGCAUGGCCAGCUGAGGGAGGUAGCAUUCGAAACUCCACUUUGACCCAUCAUAAGAAUCAAAUAAUAAGACUGGGGAGGGGGGGAACUAAGAUGAAGAAAGAAAAAACAAGAAAGACUUUGAAACAAUAGUAGGACAGUCCAAAGUAGACUUUAAGGUACAGGAAGAGCCCAGGAAGGUUUUUUUUUUUUUGGUUGCCAUUGCCAUUUUAGUUUAUAAAUAUAUAUACAGUAUAUUUUAUUUGAUUUAUAUAUAUAUAUAUAUAUAUAUUUGGUCUGUUUGUUUCCUUGUUUUGUCGUCCUCAUCUCCUGGAUAUUUAUUUCUUUGUUAUUUUGAAAUAGAUGUUUUAAAGAAUAUGAACCCAACCUUCAAGAGCCUUAAAUUGUUUCUUUGAUAAUUUAUUAUCAUGUGAACUGUACACUCACAGGGAGAAGAAAAUUAUUUUGCAAGGCCAAGCAAAACUGCACAGAGUUCUAUUUUUCUAUGUGUCAUAUGUGUGUCCUGACUUUCCAAAAGUAACCCUCCUGUCCUUCCCGUUGAUCCCAUUGCUUUGCAGUCUCCCAACGGCGAGUCUCGGAACAAACAAAAGACCUUUUCCUUGUGGAAGAGGGAGGGGGAAUCCGUAAAUUAUAUUUUUAUACACAGAAUUGUAAAUUCAAUUUUUUUUUUGAGAAAGAGAGAGAGAGAGAGAGACUGAGAGAGAGAGAUCAAUACUCAACAGUCACAUUUCAUUAUUAUUUUUUCUUGAAAUAGUGUAAAUUACAAGAAUAUAUUAUUUUAAUUUAAAUAGUAUCAAAUGUAGUGUCAUCUCCUGUAUUGUUUUUGUUGUCUUUGAAACAUUUUUGCUUUGUAUGAAAAUAACUUCCACUCCUUUUGUCCAUACCCUUGGAACUCAAGACUGUUACACAACCGAAUCUAUUUGCAAAACUCUGGGGAGAAGAAGCUCUCUUAUUUUUACCUUCAAAAAUCAAGAAGAAGAAAAUUUAUGAGAAAAUAUUUUUUAAAAAGCGCACAUGUUGGCUAUUAUGUGACAAUGGAGAAUAGUUUGUACAGAGCGGGGGGGAAAGGAUGUUUUGGAUUAAUAAACUGAUAAAUAACCGCUGUCAAUUUACUAAAAUGUAUUUUUGAAUAUUUUGUAAUAGUUUUAAUAGUUUUAUAGAAAUAAAAUGUGCCAUGCACA
Messenger RNA from Sceloporus undulatus (fence lizard), 2421 nucleotides. RefSeq names its product sonic hedgehog signaling molecule (gene SHH). The transcript is spliced from 3 exons. Gene Ontology annotation, molecular function: patched binding; calcium ion binding. Bases 1 to 1257 code for a protein of 418 amino acids. The record is from RefSeq and is a predicted model, not a curated record. Lineage: Eukaryota; Metazoa; Chordata; Lepidosauria; Squamata; Phrynosomatidae. Gene Ontology annotation, biological process: regulation of gene expression; oligodendrocyte differentiation; protein autoprocessing.